CAGUGGGAGGGGGAUAAGUGGACGUUGUUUCCAUGGUUUCCCACAUACACUACGAAACGUGGAUGUGUCAUGCAGUUACGGUGUUCAAAGAAACGGACGAUUGUGUGUGUGUUGUCUUGUAUUUGUGCUGUGUUCUUCAUCUGUUUUCUGUUUUUGAUUGAACUUCCUCGUCCAAGUACACCAAACAAAGUACAAAUUGUGGUACCUAACCUACCACGACUAGAUUCGCUGGACUAUGAUAGAUUUAAAGACCCGGAUUUUGGUGAUUACGACGAACAGGAAGUCGUUGAAAAUUUAACUAACAACGCCGGUGUCUCUCGGAACGACGAUUCGAACACGGUAGUAGUUUUUGUCAGGGAGAAUUCGAAGUGGAGGAGGAAAAAUGUCUGUCAGCAGAAGCCACUUACAAUACAGAACAGUGUUGAAUCAUCUGCUGGAAAAUUACUUUUACACAUGGUGGCAAACAAUCAGAAUACGCUAGAAAAGAAAGAUUUUGCAAAACAGACACAAUUCGAACUCCUUAAACUUGUUCACAGCAAUCUUGCCUUCCAUACCAACUCUGUAUUAAUAGAUGUUGGAGCAGGUGAUGGAAGAUUCAGCAUUUUAGCCGCAAAAAUAGGCAAAUUUGCCAUCAGUGUAGAAUCUAAUGUAGGAAAUAUUUAUGGACUUUGUGCGUCUGUUGAGUUUGCAAAUGCACAACCCUAUGUGACUAUAAUUCAAAAUAAUUCUUCCAUGCAAACUGAGCAGUUUAAUUCAUAUUCUCCAGACCAUAUACUUGUAAUAGACGAAGAAAUUUCGUGUGUCAAAGAAAACGGAUUCUCGCUUGACCAGUUAGUAAAUCUGGAAACACUGGAAUCCCAGACAAGAGUGAUCGUUCGUAUUGAAGCUUUUCAUCAGAAUGCAGAGAAAUUGCUGAUUUGUGCAGACGAUUUUUUCGCUAAUUUUGACGUCCUCGCGAUUAUUAUGCCUUGGGCAGAACACAAUAUUCAAGAUAAAAAGAAACUAGCAGAACAUCUUAGCGCUCACAAGUUGAUACCUCAUGAAACCAUUGGCGUGGAAAAGGAGCUAUUGAUAAAAAAUGUUGAAUAUUGGCCAUUGUAUGUUAUUUGGAAACAGGGUGUUUAUUAAAUUUUAUUCACGAA
Molecule: messenger RNA, 1142 nt
Organism: Saccostrea echinata
Lineage: Eukaryota; Metazoa; Mollusca; Bivalvia; Ostreida; Ostreidae
Exons: 2
Coding region: 70-1128 (352 amino acids)
Source: RefSeq, a predicted model, not a curated record